Setaria italica (foxtail millet) is the source of this 945-nucleotide messenger RNA. RefSeq lists its product as uncharacterized. Lineage: Eukaryota; Viridiplantae; Streptophyta; Magnoliopsida; Poales; Poaceae. The transcript has 2 exons. The record is from RefSeq and is a predicted model, not a curated record. Gene Ontology annotation, biological process: cell redox homeostasis. Bases 62 to 700 code for a protein of 212 amino acids.
GGCCUCUUCCCUCCUCCCCGUCGACCGUCGUUCCCUCCCGCCCUCUCGCUGGCGGCCGGCGAUGGGCGGCGCCGCGAAGCCGCCCCCGCUCGUCUGCUUCAAGUGGCCGUGGGGGCCUAACCCCACCCCGUCGCCGGACCCCGGCCCGAGCCCCUGCGGGGACCUCGAGCUUCCCUGGCUCUUCAAAUCCAUCCGCACCCUCGCGCAGGGCCUCGUCAUCGCCGGCGACCUCCCUUCGCCCCCCGCCUCCGCCGCCUCCGGGGGAGGCGGAACGAGGAGAAGGAGAGGGUGGGGGAGCCCCGGGGCCGCGCAGGUGGAGGCGGACCGCGGGGACACGGAGCAGCGGGCGCUGGCGGCGGCGCUGGCCAGCGGGAGGCCCGCAACGGUGCUCGAGUUCUACUCGCCGCGGUGCCGCCUCUGCGCGUCGCUGCAGGGGUUCGUGCGGGAUUUGGAGGAGCAGGCCGGUGGGUCGGCUGGGUUCGUGCUCGCCGACGCCGAGGACGACCGGUGGAUGCCAGAGCUUCUGCAUUACGAUAUCAGAUACGUCCCUUGCUUCGUGCUCCUGGACAAGCAUGGCAGAGCUCUAGCGAAGACUGGGGUACCAACCAGCAGGCAGCAUGUCAUCGCCGGCCUCCAUCACCUCCUGAAGAUUGAGCAACCAUCUGGGCAUGAAGGAAACCGGAGCGCCCCUCCAUCGUGAACAUGGAGCCAAAUUCUUGAUCAAGACCUGUAAUGGCAAAUAAAAAUAUCAGAAUGUGCAUUUUGUUUGGCAAGCGUGGAAAUGAGCAACAUUGGUACUUAAAUUCUUUAGCCGAUUUGUAUAUUUACUAGGUGCAAAAGCAGCUGAUCUUUUUUCUUUUUCAUUUUGGAGCUGUAGUGAUCAUAGCUCGAUAACAUUAGCAUUAAAAAUAAAAAUAGUCAAGAGAUGUGAUGAUUUCUGCUUCA